CAAAGAAGCCCGUCGGCGGUCUUGCAGCUGCCGAAGUUCCUGAUUCCGGUUCCUCGCCCCAUCCGUUCGGUGGCGUUGCCAUGAACAAAGGCUUCGCCCGGAAGAGCCACGUGUUCCUGCCAAAGAUUUUUAAGAAAAUGUCCUCCCAGCCCAAAGAGCGCCCUGAGAGUUUGCAGUUCUCCUUUCUAGAUGACGAUGAAACGAUUACCACCAUUCGGGAAUCAAAAACUUUUUUUAUUCUCCGAGGUCUACCAGGCAGUGGAAAAUCUACCUUGGCGCAGGCCAUCCAAGACAAGUAUAAGGAUGCUUGCAAAAUCAUUUCGGUUGACCACUACAAAAUCCAGCCUGCUAUCAGGAGUGCCAUUCCUGAUGAUUACAGCAAGGUUGAUGAGGAUCUAGCUGACUAUUGCAAGCGUGAGAUCAGUGUGGUGGUGGUAGAUGACACCCACCAUGAACGGGAGCGUCUAGAGCAGCUUUUUGACAUUGCAGACAAAUAUUGCUACAAAGUCAUCAUUGUGGAGCCCAAAACCUCGUGGAAAAUGGAUUGCUUGCAGCUCAAGGAUAAGAAUCAAUGGAAACUUUCAGCUGAUGAGCUAAAGAAAUUGAAGCCCAGUUUAGAAAAGGAUUUCCUUCCCUUGUAUUAUGGAUGGUUUUUAAGCAAAAGGAGCUCAGAGAGCUUGCGGAAGACCGGACAGGCAUUUUUGGAUGAGCUUGCUAAUAUUAAAGCCUUCAAAAAAGAGUCAAAUAAAUACUUUGGGCAGCCCUCUGAAGAACCCAAACUGAAAAUUGAUCUGACCAGCUACUUUGUGAAAAGGCCUCCAGGGGUUUUGCACUGCACAACUAAAUUCACUGAUUUUGGGAAGGCUCCAGGAGCAGAUGAUUAUGCACAGCAAGAUAUUGUGAAGACUUCUUAUGGAAAAUCUUUUUUCCUGACCAUAUCUGCUCUAUUCAUCACGCCAAAAACUGCUGGUGCCCGUGUGAAAAUGAGUGAGCAGCAAAUGCUUCUAUGGCCCGGAGAUGUGGAUGUGCUACAGCCAGCAGUCAGCCUCCCAAAAGGCAGCCGAGCCCACAUCACUCUGGGUUGUGCCAGUGGGGUAGAAGCUGUCCAAACUGGCCUUGACCUCCUUGAAUUUGCAAAACUGGAAAAGGCAGGGAACAAAGGCGAGGAGGUUGGGGAGAUUGGUGGCGGAAAACUUUUGUCCUUUGGGAAUGGAAUGUGGAUGCUUUUGCUUUCAAAAAAGAUUGAGUUGAGAGCCAUCUUUGGUGGCUACUACGGAAAGGGAAAACUGGUGCCAACUCAAGGUAGCAAAAGGGGAUCACCCUUCAAUUCCUGUGUCAUCAUCUAAGGGCUCUUUUGGUGUCUGCAGCCUUGUUUUCACAAUAUAAUGUGUAACCUUUUAUAAACUCUUCCCCAUCAACAACACAAAUGAUAGCAUUCCAUGACUAAAGCAAUUUCUUAAUUCUAGUGAUGUCCUUUUUAAAGGAAUAUUUCCUCCAGAGAUCUGGAUUCCUCAAAUGGAAAACAGCAUUUUUUUAUACUUUAAAAAUUAAUACAACUGAAUAUAUUCUAGCCUUUUGAGGUUUCCUUUUCUUAAUAUAAAUAGCCACUACAAGUUUGCCAGAACUGGGUCUAUUCCUGUGCUGUAAAUCUAUCUGGUCCCUUACAGCAAUAUUACUGUUACAGCAGGAGAGGGAAACUGAUUGUACUACUUCAGAGCAGAAGGAAGGCAGAGGGGACAAAUAGAACCACAUUUUCUCAAUGAUUCCUGACAUAAAUAUUCCGAGAGUAGAAAACUAAUACUGUAGAUAACCAUUUUCAGCAAAGGUAUGGGGGGGGGGGAUAUUUAAAAGUUCAAGACCAACCUUUUGUAUCCUCAUGUAAUCUUUUCAUUUGAAUUCAAAUUCAGGGUAGACUUAGAAAGUUUGGAUCAAUUAUACUGUACUUCUUCCCGUAGUUUAAAAACACUAUGACAAAGUUAAGUGAAUAAUAUAUUAGGCUUUAAAUUUUCAGCUUCACUUUCCAAGUUAGCCACAGAGUAACUAGUUGGUUUCAAGGAAUCUCUUCUCAGCUGAGAUUCAGAAUCAAGGGCGGCCAUCUCUGAUCAAUCUCAGCUUGAUGUUAAGGGAAACGUUACCUUUCUGGUUUGUAGUUUUAGAAGGUUCACUUCUAAAAGAAUAAGGCCUCAAUGUUUUGAACAUAGUAAGAUCUUGCUAGUAUUCCUAAGUACCAGCAGCUUUUUCCCAGAUUUUUUAAAAAUAGGAAAUGUAAAGCUUCCCCUGCUUGCAAUUUUAUGAGCUUUUGAAACGUAUGUUAAGCAUUAACAGAGGCCUAUAUUUUAAUGAAAGAUCUUGUUAAUGUGCAACUCAUGAUUUCAUGUUUUAGGCUUGUGCCAGUCUGUGAUGUUGCUAUUGUAUAGGUUAUAGGUCAUUGAAAGCUGGCACAUUAAAUACUGUUGCCUGCAGCCCCCCGCAGCAUUUCCUCUUGUACAGACCUUUAAGAGAUUUAUAUUUUUCUUAUCACCUUAGUUCUGCAGCAUGGGCAUCUACUAACAGGAAUAUAAAACUAGAGAAUAGGAAUCUGCCUUGCAGUCUCUGUUAUCCAUCAUGUCUUGUAUUGCUUUAAAUGACAGGCAUUAGAUUUUCAGUAGAGAUCUUUAUAUGUUGUCUGAUUAAAAUACCAAUAAACUAUAUUUCAACCAUUGCCCAUGAAAAUCAGGGACUAAGAUUUCCCUGUACUUUCAGAUCAGUUUUUUCAACAAGAAUAUUUGAACAGGUGUAUUAUCCAAUAGCAAAAUUAGUUGAAUUGACUGGAUCCGAACUUGCUGCAAUUGAUCUAAAUUAUAAGUAGCCCAAAGUAUUGUAUCUGAGAAAAUAUCUGAGUAUAGAGGGAGACACAAGUAAGGAUAUAUCUAUGAUUUUAAUUGCAUUGGAUAAGCAAUCCACCAGAGCUUCAAAUUUUAUGAAAACAGUGCACUAAAAUAUGUAUCAAUGAACAUGUUAGACAAUAGAUGGUGUAUUCAAUGCUUUGAUAUACAGCUUUGUUUUUUGAAGAAUAUAAUAUAUUCAUGAUGCAAUCAAAUGCAUAUAAACUUAGAAGUAAAUCCUUCAUGUUCAAAGAGGUAUAUUAAGGUAAUAUACAAAUUCCCUAACAUGUUAUUUAUAUAUACUGAUUCUAACUUCUGUCAACAUUAGCGAGCAUAACUGUUGCCCCUGUUGUCAAUGACUGUUGUAAAAGUUGAAGUUCAGAGCACCUAGUACUUGAAACUACUCAACAUUUCAAAGCAUAUUUCAAGGAAAAAAUUAGCAUUUAAAACUGACAAUUUAUAUCUGUUUGAUUUUAUAACAUAGUUAUAUCCAGCAUGGCAUGAGUUAAACCUGUAAAAUAAAUGCAAGCCAAACAUGUUCUAAUCUCAGCCGAACCACAUCCUGUUGAGUGAUAUAUAUUUUAUGCAUACAACUGAUUUAAGUUCUCUCAAGUAAGUCUAGUUGAACACAUAGCCCGCUUACUUUCCUUUGAGCAGGAUCGGUAUAAUAGUAUGUUAGCGACCAAAGUGUCUAGAUUAUAGCUGUCUUUCACAUCGUCUGUUGCAAAGCUGGGCAGUAGACACUUGAACUAAUCCCACUUUUGAGUUGGUUUAUUCAUAACAUUAAGAUUAGUCUUCCCCUUUAUCUCUAACACAAAGGAUUUAAUCUCACCGAAUAUGACCUUUGUUUUGAGAAAAAAAUCUCCAAGACCAGCUUUUGCAAAAUGAUGCCCUUCAAUUAGGUUGAAUGACAGUGUUGCUCAUUCAUAAUCAGUAUUAUCUUUGUUGUGAAUGACUUUAAGACAGGUUAAUUUUGGAUUAUAGAAAAUCAAACAUAUGACAAGGACAUUGGAUUAGGGCAGACUCUUCUUUAACCAUCAAUGUGAAUACAAUGACAGUAAUAGUUGUCUAUGUAAUUGCUGGUUGUGUUUUUGCUAUGCUCACAUUCAAUAUGCUCUAGAUGGGAGUUAGUUUAAAAUGGGAGCUUGUUAACCAAUUAUAUAAUGAAAGCUAUGAAAUAAGUUACAAAACAUACAUCACUUGAAACUUAGAAUUAUAGACAUCCAAUAUAUAAAGGAAGAUAGGUGGGUCAUUUACUUUUCUUGAAUGCUUAGCUAUACAAGAAAAAACUGGUUGUGCUAUUGCUCAGGAAACAUAAUGUAACUUGCAUUUGCAAAAUAUUUGUGUCAGUUCUUAAAUAUUUGUUGUUUAAACAUCAGAAUUACUGUUAAUACAACUCAAAUAUGGUCAAAGCUUUUUUUAAAAAAAACCACAUAGAAGUAGCACAUUUCAAUGGUUCUGAUUGAUGUAACUUGAAACAAUAAUUCCUGUUUUGCUUUACAAAGUAGUUAAGAUUCAUAGUGACUGUAAAAUACACUGAAAUAAAUGUAUUAACAUGCAGAAAAUGUUUGUGUUGAUAUUUACAUUAGGCCGAUUGAUAUGGGACUCUUUAUUCAAGCCUUUGCUACCUGAAGUUUCAGAUUAUUUGCAGAGAAGAGAUUGGACUUUUCAUAGGUUUAUAGGGGAAGGAAUUAAAUUGGGUACAGAUGUUAACUGUAGUUUACGAGUCAUUUCUUCUUAUGAAAGAUUCUCAUGGAUGCUGCUUUGGAAGUGCUCCUUGAGUCUCCGGAUGACCCCGUAGUGAAGCAGCCAUCCACAGGAAGAGAGCCAGAGCACUUCUACAGCAGCUAUAUGAGGCAAGAAGGCAUGGCUCCUUUAAGGAUUCCAAGAGAAGUAAUUCAAAUACAGACCUGUGUUUGUGAAGCACUUUUUAAAAAAGAAAUUGAACAGUGCUAAUACAUAAUCAAAACCUCUGGAUCUUUUCUCAAUUUUAGCAUUGGUAGUCUUCCUGUCUACUUUUCUUACUGUAAAAAACAAACAAAUAACUAAACAAAAAAAGCUACUACAAUUUUAACAUUAACCACCACAGAUUUUUGGGAUUCCCCCAACCCCCAAUUAUUCAAUCCAGCAUCAUGUCACCACACUCACAGUCUCAGCAGUGUCUACUCAGUUUAAAGAAGCAUAAGUCACCAAUGAGAUCCGGAGUGUUUAUUUUUUGUACAUCAUAUACAUUUUAUAAUAAAAUUAAUAUCAAUUGCAUAUGGGUUUGCUUCAGUCUGGUUCAAAAUUCUGCAUAUAAACACAUCAGGAAUCCUGCUUAAUGAACAGUCGCCACUUUUUGUUUAAAUAAUCUUCAUCUUUGAUAAGUGAAAAGGUUGCAGUAUGGCUAUCCAUGUGUCUGAAAUUAUCCACAGGAGAGAGUAAAGGGGACAGGAUGCUAUUUUAAAAACAGAACAUGCAACUGAUGUAUUUUUAAGAAGUCUAGAAUGGUAUGCUAUCUAUUCCUAUCCAAACAAGCCUUUCUUCAGGUGGCUUGAACAUUAGCCUACCUGUCUUCUGUUCAGGCAUUCCUUGUAAAUGUAUUUGUACAGCAAAGAGGCUACAAUGCAUGCAAGAACACCUGUUCAAGUGUACAGGAAAAUAGGCAAAAAUGGCAACUUUCCCUAAAAUAUGCUGCUUUUAGAUCUACAUCACCAAAGAAAUUGUCUCAUGCAUUGCUACAUGAGAAAGUUUUGGCUCUUAAUUCCCUGCUUAUAGAUUUUGUGUACACAUAUUAUGGGGAAAAGUGGUACUUUUAAGUGGUUAAGUGAUAUUACUUAACAUUACCAGCAAUAUAUGCCUUCCUCCUGUGGCAACCUAACUAGCAGUAAAAAAAAUGUUCGAGACCCUCUCUAUAUCUGUUCUUUAUUCUCAGGAAGUUCCUAUAAGGGUAAUAUCAAAAAGGCAAUGUAUCAUUUCACCUUAUUAUCACUACAACAUUCUGACAAUGUAUAUCUUUAUAGGUAUACUCCAAGCCUCAGCCAGAUAGAUAAUUAAUCCUUUAUCAGUCACACAUAGUUUUUGGUACCUCUUAAAUAUAGCUUGGCUAAUUAAAAAAUGAAAACAAAAUUUGAGAGCUAAGAACCAAAUUCAAAUUAUAAAAUGAUUAUUACUAGGGUGGAGAAUUUCUAAAUCAGGUUAUAGAUGGCCUAAUAUAUAAUGCAAACGUUGUAUCAGAACAUCCUUAAAGACUGCAAUGAGAAUUGUAGAUAAUAAAAAACAGAUUAGAAAGGCAAAGUAAUACAGCAUUCAUCACUUUUUAGGUUGCAAUCGGUUUUAAGAUCCAGGAACCAUUUCUCAUUGACCUUUGGAUCUGACACCCCCCCCCGCCACCGCCCCACAAAAAAAUCUUAUUACUACUACCAGCUGUGUAGAGAUGAUCAGAAAAUCUGGCUGCCAUCCACGGAAACUUUUAAUAUUCUUAUAUUUCUGUGUGAAGUUUUAAAGUAAAAUUAUU
Molecule: messenger RNA, 6360 nt
Organism: Pseudonaja textilis
Lineage: Eukaryota; Metazoa; Chordata; Lepidosauria; Squamata; Elapidae
Gene: CNP
Product: 2',3'-cyclic nucleotide 3' phosphodiesterase
Biological process (GO): cyclic nucleotide catabolic process
Cellular component (GO): membrane; cytoplasm
Molecular function (GO): 2',3'-cyclic-nucleotide 3'-phosphodiesterase activity
Source: RefSeq, a predicted model, not a curated record